Molecule: messenger RNA, 913 nt
Organism: Nyctereutes procyonoides (raccoon dog)
Lineage: Eukaryota; Metazoa; Chordata; Mammalia; Carnivora; Canidae
Gene: ROPN1L
Product: rhophilin associated tail protein 1 like
Exons: 5
Coding region: 216-872 (218 amino acids)
Source: RefSeq, a predicted model, not a curated record
UGGUCCUCACUUUCCGAGGAGCCCGAGGAGGAGCGGGUGAGGCCCCCGGCCGGCCGCCCGGACCUCGCGAAGCCGGCCUCUUGGCCGCCCCCGCCCCCGUCCCCCCGCCGGGCUCCAAAUCCGGGGGAGGCAGGGCAGCCCGAGGCUCACGGGUUCGCCCUCCUCCACGCAGCACAUCUUGAUUCUUCGCAGCCUGGUCCGGUCGGCGGAGAGCGAUGCCGCUGCCCGACACCAUGUUCUGCGCGCAGCAGAUCCAGAUUCCGCCGGAGCUGCCGGACAUCCUGAAGCAGUUCACCAAGGCUGCGAUCCGCACCCAGCCCGCCGAUGUGCUGCAGUGGUCCGCGGGGUAUUUUUCAGCGUUGUCCAGAGGAGACCCACUUCCUGUCAAGGACAGAAUCGAGAUGCCCAUGGCCACGCAGAAAACAGACACAGGCCUGACUCAAGGACUCCUGAAAGUCCUGCACAAGCAGUGUAGCCACAAGCAGUAUGUGGAAUUAGCAGAUCUUGAGCAGAAAUGGAAAAAUUUGUGCCUGCCAAUAGAGAACUUCAGGGCUCUGUUGCAGUUGGAUCCUUGCGAAGACAAGAUCGAGUGGAUAAAAUUUUUAGCGCUUGGAUGUAGCAUGCUUGGUGGGUCACUGAACAGUUCGAUGAAGCACCUGUGCGAGAUCCUCACCACCGACCCUGAGGGCGGGCCUGCGCGCAUCCCGUUUGAGACUUUCUCCUAUGUUUACCGUUACUUGUCCAGAAUAGACUCGGACGUACAUGAAGUGGACACGGAGUCCUACCUUGCGACUUUAAAGGACACUCUAGAAUCGAGAAAGAAUGGCAUGAUAGGACUUUCAGAUUUCUUCGUUCUGACAAGGAAAGUUUAGGAAGCCUCGAGAAGAAAAUUCAGAAGACAGAGGCCAUUAAU